Messenger RNA from Melozone crissalis (California towhee), 1655 nucleotides. RefSeq names its product catenin beta interacting protein 1 (gene CTNNBIP1). Bases 168 to 413 code for a protein of 81 amino acids. Gene Ontology annotation, cellular component: beta-catenin destruction complex; cytosol; nucleus. Gene Ontology annotation, molecular function: beta-catenin binding. Gene Ontology annotation, biological process: negative regulation of Wnt signaling pathway. The record is from RefSeq and is a predicted model, not a curated record. Lineage: Eukaryota; Metazoa; Chordata; Aves; Passeriformes; Passerellidae. The transcript is spliced from 5 exons.
CCCGCCGCCGCCCGAGCCGCCGGAGCGCCGGGGCCGCGGGCCCCGCACCAGGGCAGUUCCCUUGUACAUUUUUCCCAGCUCCAGUCACUGGUCAGGACAGCACACGUGGAUUAUCUGAUCUCCUGUGGUUUUUAGAAGCAGGAAAUCCAGGAGCUGGCAGGAGGGGAAUGAACCGUGAGGGCGUCCCCGGGAAGAGUCCGGAGGAGAUGUACAUUCAGCAGAAAGUGAGAGUGCUGCUCAUGCUCAGGAAGAUGGGAUCAAACCUGACGGCCAGCGAGGAGGAGUUCCUGCGCACGUACGCGGGGGUGGUGAACAGCCAGCUGAGCCAGCUGCCCCAGCACUCCAUCGACCAGGGUGCUGAGGAUGUUGUGAUGGCAUUUUCCAGGUCAGAGACAGAAGACAGAAGACAGUAACUACAGGACACCUGAACAACACAGAACUGGAGAGGACAGUGAGAUUCCUGAAGAUAGAGGAGGAUGGCUGAGCGUUAAUAAGUUCCUCUGCCCACCCUAAUUGUUCCUUGGUAUUCCUUCUCCUUUGUAAUGUUGUUUCCCUUUGCCCAACCCUCAGAAUGCAUCUCACAGCCAUCUGUUCCUGUCAGAUUUUGCAACUCGGCCGGGCUGUGUUCAUUAAGGACAAACCCAAAGGUGUGCUUUUGGUUGGCUCAAAGGGACAGGCUGUGGUUGGAUAAAGGAAGGCAAUUUUUCAAACUUGACCAAUGGAAACCUUUUAUCUCACGUUUUAUUUUGUAUUUUAAACAAAGUCUCUUGACAUCCUACUUCUAAAGAAGCUUUUCAUGCUGUGGUGCUUAUUUAGGUCAAACUUGUGAAUUUGAAGAGGGUUUGAUUUGGCUGCAUAGAACUGGAAGCAACUUGUGAUUGGGUGACAAUGCAAAAUCUUUCCCUUCAGUUGGCUUGCAGGUAUUUGCUGACUCCAAAGUUUUCAUUGCAGGAAGCUGAUGUUUUGGUGCAUUGGUUAUUUCUUUAUACUUAUUGACUUGGGGGGAAAAGACAAAUGUGCUUUGCAAUAUUUAUUACCUCUACACACAUAUAAACGCUUGCUUUUGGGGGGUUGUUUUGGUUUUUUGAUUGGCUUUGAAGUCAUAGUUUGAUUUCCUUUUGGCCGCAGUGUUUCUGAUGCAAUCAGUUUUUCCAUACUCAGCUGCUCCAUGGCCUGGAGCUCUUUUGGGAGCGUGUGUCAAAGCAGAUUUGGCUCAGGAAGUCCACCUGGCCAGGCUGGAGGCCGAGAUGCCCAGCCCUGGUGGGCACGGGGGCUGUGCCCCAGCCCUGGCACCCCUGCCUGCCCAGGGCUUCUCUCUGCUUCCCUGGAGGAGUUCUGCAGGAACUGCAAGAAUGAGAUCUGAGGCUGUGACAUGAAUUUGCCAAAUUUGUACACAUAGAGAAUAUGUGAACUUGUUUAAAGUACUGCAGAGUUCCACUUUACCCCUUUGACUGCUGCACAAGAGUAGCUCUCACGUUAGGAACAGUUAAUUAACUUAAAUCCAGCUUGCACUGGGCUUUAACAGACUGAAGUUUCUAGUCACUUGAAAAGUUGUACAUGGUUUCCCUCCUUGCAGCUGUUUGGUGAGAGGGGAAUUCUCUGGAUGCCAGGAUAGCAGCAGGCUCCUGGGGCACUGCUCAGGAGGCAGCAGUGCU